Molecule: messenger RNA, 5295 nt
Organism: Colius striatus (speckled mousebird)
Lineage: Eukaryota; Metazoa; Chordata; Aves; Coliiformes; Coliidae
Gene: VAT1
Product: vesicle amine transport 1
Exons: 6
Coding region: 28-1170 (380 amino acids)
Molecular function (GO): zinc ion binding; oxidoreductase activity
Source: RefSeq, a predicted model, not a curated record
GCCGCCGCCGCUCCGCUCUGCUCCGCCAUGUCCGCCGAGCCGGCCCCGGCCGCCGCCGCCGCCCCCGAGCACACCCCCGGCCCCGAGCCGCCCGUCGGCGGCGGGGAAGCGGCCGAGCACCGGGCGCUGGUGCUGACGGGUUUCGGCGGCUACGAGAAAGUGAAGGUGCAGACGCGGCGCGGCGCCGACCCGAAGCCCGGAGAGGUCUCGGUGCGUGUCCACGCCUGCGGCCUCAACUUCGCCGACCUGAUGGGGCGGCAGGGGCUGUACGACCGCCUGCCUUCGCCUCCCGUCUGCCCCGGCAUGGAGUGCGCCGGGACCGUCCGCGCCGUCGGCGAAGGCGUCAGCGACCGGCAGGUUGGUGAUAAGGUAAUGGUCCUGGCUAGGUCAGGGCUCUGGCAAGAAGUUGUGAAUGUACCAUCCAGUCAGACCUUCCUGAUGCCUGAAGGGAUGAGCUUCGAAGAAGCAGCUGCUCUUCUUGUCAACUACAUCACUGCCUACAUGAUCCUGUUUGACUUUGGAAACCUGAGACCCAACCAGAGCAUCCUCAUCCACAUGGCUGCAGGUGGCGUGGGAACUGCUGCCAUCCAGCUGUGCAAGACUGUAGAGAACGUCACGAUUUUUGGCACAGCAUCCGCCUCCAAGCAUGACUCGCUGAAGGAGAGCGGAGUCGCUCACCCCAUCGACUACAGAACGAUGGAUUACGCAGAGGAGGUCCGGAAAGUCUCUCCCAAAGGUGUUGACAUCGUCCUGGACCCCCUGGGAGGAUCCGAUACAACCAAAGCAUUUAAUCUGUUGAAGCCGAUGGGCAAAGUCAUCACUUACGGGGUAGCAAACCUGCUCACUGGGCAGAAGAAGAACCUCAUGGCUAUGGCUAAAACUUGGUGGAACCAGUUUAGCAUCAAUGCCUUGCAGCUCCUACACCAUAACAAAGCCGUGUGUGGCUACCACCUUGGAUAUCUGGAUGAAGAAGUUGAGCUUGUUCGGGGUGUUGUAGCCAAGCUGGUUAACCUGUACAAUCAAGGCAAAAUCAAGCCCAAAAUAGACUCUGUAUGGCCCUUUGAUCAGGUGGCAGACGCCAUGAGGCAGAUGCAAGAGAAGAAGAAUGUGGGAAAGGUCAUCCUGGUUCCUGAAGCACCCAAGGAAGAAUCCAAAAAAGAGGAGAACUAAGGAGAAGAGAUGUGUGUAGAUUGUGAAUUCAUGGUUUUUAACUCCCUGAUCUCUUUGAGACUUGGAAAUGGGCAGAUCGUUAGCUUCCAUCUUCACCAGUACAAGAACAUCAUGGUUAAAGUUCAGCUGAGGUUUGCAUGCUCUUAGUGUGACUGACCCUUUGCCAGAUAGGCCUCCUGCUCUCUGUUUUGAAGCCUGUUUGUUUCAUACAUUUUUAUAAUCACUUAUUUCCUUACUGCAUUUCCAAACUAACCUUAUUUUUAUCUGGCAGUGCAGCUGAAGCUUCCAGGCAGUCGAUGAUUAACGACUGCAUAGCCCAUCACUGUAAAGUCAAGAUGUAACAUCCUGCAUCAGCUGCCAAGUAUCUCCACAGAAGCUGAGCCCUGCUUGAAGCACUUGUGCUGUCGCCUUUUAGAGGCUUGUUGAGCAAGAGAACGGGCCAAACUUGGGUUGUUUCCCAACAGCCCAGAGGGAAAACACAGCUUGCCUAGUUUAAUUCCAGCAUGGGCUUACUCUUGUGUUCACACUAACCACACUCUUUCCCCUCUGCUUUCGUAGGCCUCUUAACACCAGUCAGAUAGUAUCAGGUCAUGCUCUCUUUGCCCUGUAAGUAACCAUCUUGGCAUUUUGGAGUCUGUGGCAUAUUGCACUUCAUUUGCAGUCACUUCCUGUGUGCAGUCAGCAAAUAACCUGACAGGCUGGGCCGUGUCUGAAUACAGGUCAAAAAGUUUCAAUUAGGUAACUUGAUCUUGUCCGUUUCCUGAUUUCAAACUGUACAGGGAGAUCUAAACUGUGUCUGAUUAAGUUUGGGGUUGUUUUUUUUUUUUUUAGAGACCAUAAGGACUCGACUGUGUCUCAGAUGACUGGAAAAAAAUUGAUGUUGGCUUUCUGCUUUAUUAAUGUUGGGCUCCGAGUGGAUAUUGUUAAGGCUAAACUUCACCCUCGUGUUUGUAUGUCCAAGGGCUGCAGUGUUGAAUCAGACUUCAGCAAGAUGGGAACAAAAUUAAGCCCCUGUUAAUGCUUGCUUUGUGCUGUGCCCUGUGUGCAGUUUGGGAAGGAACUUGCAAGCAGCAGCCCUGUAAGCUGCUUCCCAGGAGCCUGGGCUGGCUCUCUCUGUGGCACACCACUCUGUAAAGCUAUUGCCAAGUUACCAGUGUAGGUGGUAAGCUGCCCAGCACUGUGUCAGUCUUCUUGGCCUGGGCAUCUUGGGUAGUUUAAAUCGUGAUUUCCAUUCUCUUCUUGUUGGAUGUCCACUUAAACCAGCUCUCACCUUGUGGUUCAGCGCUGCAGUAGGGCUUGACUCUUCUUUCCCUGAAACUGCAAGUCUUGUGACCCUUGGGCUCUCUUCCAUCACCGAGGGUUUAGGAGCUGCCUGGGGUGCUUCUCCCAGACCAGAACUCUGUUUAUUUUCCUCUUUUAUUUCUUCUGUGCAUUUUGGAAGGUAGCUAUGCAGAGCCCAAGCUUGGUUCUGUGAGCACUUCAUGUCCUGGGGGGUUCCCCCCUUCCUGCCAGACCCUCUUUUCAGCACCAAGUAACUGUGGUGGUGGUUGUGCUCGCUUUGAGGCCCUGCCAUGGACUUUAGGUGCUGUGAGCUUUUAGGAUUCAUUGGGGAUAUGAAAUCUGAGGGUGCCAGGAAGAGCCUGCUCAUCAUAGAAGGGCUCAGGCUCCAGGAACAAAACCUUGCUGCUCGGAGCUCUGCUUAACCAAAUCCCAAGGAGGGCAGGCGCCUGCUUGGUGAAGGGCUCUGUGUUUGUAAUCCCUUUUGCUACUGGACUGCAGCCAAGCACUGUGCAAGGCUGGGGGUUCCUGUGCAGAUGAGGCGUGUGGCUUGUUCCUGGGCCAGCUCUAGCCUCCAGUGAGGCUCUUAUUUGUCAGUGUGGCUUGUAUUUCUGGUGCUUGGGCUUAGUCCCUGGUUCUUUAGAAAUAUGUAGGCUUCAAGGGGAUUCACCCUGGCAAACUUUUAAGGGUUAAAACAACCUCACUCCUUACACUCUCAGAAGAGGGCUGGAGCCCUGUCACAGAUCCUUGUCAGUCCACUUCUUGCACUUGACAAGUGGACUUCAUAAACAUUGUCUGAUGAAACUCACAAGCACAACUUUUCACCUUUCCAAGUCCAAAGUCUUGCCACUUCUCCUUUGAACCUGCCCUGUCCUGCUAAUUUAGAUUAAAUCCAACAGUGUCUAAUGCUAAUUUUGCCAGGUCUGACAACAGAAAGACUUUCUAAAUUGCUGAAAUUUGUCUGGACCCAUUCCUCUGAGAACUUGGACUUCACCUUGAUCCAAUGGCACCCAGCCCUGCACAUCUUCAGGCCCUGCACCCUCAUAAAGGGGCAAAGCUUAUCAAAUUGUGUUUCAUGACAACAUCCUCUUCCUUGCGUUACUCUGGGCUAAGUUCAUGCUCAGUGCCUUAUUUGGAUGGCCUUGGAGCAGGCAGCAGAGCAGGGCUCUGGCAGCUUCCUGGUGCACACCUCUCACGCUGCCUCGUGGUAAUGCCACUGAAAGCAGGAUCUCAAUGCCUUCUACAUGCCUGUAAGGAUUAGGAAGGCACUAGAGCCUUUUCCAUUCUGGCCUUUCAAAAGUAUUGCCAAAAACACCCUUCUGAUAGGACUCUUGCUCUGUUUGGUGAACACUGGUGGUGUAGUCUGGCUUACUGUGAAUGAGACGCUCCCUUCCCAUCUAUCGCAGCCUUUCCAGGGCUGUCCUCAUGGUUCUGUGCUCCCCAGGCCACAGGAGCUGUUGUAGAGCCCCAGGGCAUCUCUUUGGCUUCAGCCAGUCCUUGCCUCAGCUUUGGCUGGCUGGAAACAACCCCAGCUCCUGACUCUGUGGGUUGCUGCUGGUGUAUCUUCUAGCUAUAGAUUCCUGAAGCCCUUAUCAGGGCAGGAGUACAAAGUAGUCACUCUCAGUUAGAGUUUAGCACCCUUAGUUUUGUGUCCCUUGGUAGCAACAAGGUUUUCUACACAAAACCCAAGAUAAAAUGUAGCCUUGCUCCCCACUGCCUUGCUGACCAGUGCUCUGCUUAAGGUGGUUGGGGUUUGGUUUGGAGUUUCCUACUGUUUUGGUUUCUAAUGGACAUUUUAUGGGCCAAUGAGUAUGGAACCUCUGUAAACCAACUUCAAGUGUCUUAAUAAAGUUAACCAGCAGGUUUGUAUACUAAGGACCAAAGCAAACAAAAACCCUAGGAUGAAAAAAAUAUCAUUCCACUCAGUGUUGAUUUAACUGUUCAGGGCAGUUCUGCUACUUGAGGAAGCAGGGGAUUCCUGUGCUCAAACUGUGUGUGCCAUUCCAGCUGUCAGAAGUGCAACUUGAUGUUUAUUUUACUGCUUGUCUCUGACCCAAAUGUUGUGCCAUGAGGAGUCCAAGUGGAAAGUGUGAGUAAGGAGUGGAUGAGCAGAGGAGAGGCAUCCCCAGCCCUGCCCGCUGCUGGGGCUGCUCCCCUCUCACUGCUGCAGUCGCCUUCCCCAGGCAGAACACAACUCCUUUGCUAUCACCAGGCAGCUUUUUGUCAUGGGUUCGACUCUUUGGUUUCUCCCAAGCUCACUUGUGAUGCACACUAGCUGCAGGAAGAGGCAGGAGCUGGCACAGAGGAGCAUGACCUUGGCCAAGUACUUUGAGACGGGGAAGUUUAGCUGUACAUUUCAUUUCAGGCAUCUGUAUCGAACUAGAAUCGAUUGACCAGGGAGAAGUGAGAAGCAUUCUGGGCUCCAGGCUUUAAUCAGUGCAGGAUCCUGGCCCGCUUACAGCUGCUAUCGUGGGUGUAAAACCACUCUUGUUGCCUAAUGAAGUCCCUGGUGAUGGCAAAGUGUGGCUGGGAAGGAGCACGUGAGCGUGACGUGAAACGCAUUAGGCUCUGAGCCUCUUUACAACAUAUGGUCUGAUCUGUACUGUCUUGAGUCGUGUUGAUUUGCAGGUCUGUGCUGUGAGUGAUACCCACCCUACAGACAGGUGGCAAAAAAAAAAAGGCUUUUGGUUUAAAAAACAAUGUAUUCUGCUUUGUGCGUGUAACCAAGUUGGACAGAAAGCAAACGUGCCAAUGCUGUUUACAUGACUAUACUGUGUAAUGCUCCUCUGUCUAAUGUUACCAUAUGCCUUAUGUGUGUCAAAUGUUAAUUAAAAGCAUAACAAAAAC